AUGUUUGAGAACAGCGAUGGGUUUCCCUUCGUUGUUGGCGGCGCAACAGCCAGUGUGGCCAACGCCCACCCCCCGGCCAUUCAAAUGUUCCAGUUAUGGCAAAUAUACAUCAGUAACGUCAACCCGCUGCUCAAAAUCACCCACACACCCACCUUGCAGGCUCAGAUCAUCAGCGCCAGCGCCAACCCGGCCAAAAUACCAAAGCCGCUCGAAGCCCUCAUGUUUGCCAUUUACUUUGCCGCCAUCACCUCGUUGACCGAGGACGAAGUCCACACCACCUUUGGCGAGGACAGAGCCAUCCUCUUGGGCAAGUAUCACAACGCUACCCAGCAGGCGCUUGCCAACGCAGGUUUCAUGCGCUCUGCAGAGUUGAUGGUGCUGCAGGCGUUAUUCCUCUAUCUGCUAUGUGCCCGACCAUAUGUCGACCCGCGUUCCAUGUUUAGCCUCCUCGGUAUGACCUUUAGGAUAGCCACCCGGUUAGGCCUACACCGGGACGGUUCGCAGUCGGACAUGUCGUCGUUUGAAGCCGAGCAACGGAGGCGGUUAUGGUGGCAGAUCGUCGUCUUUGACAAGCGCAUCGCGGAGAUCACAGGGUCGACCGUAACGGCACUGUCAUCGUGCGCCUGUGACACGAGAAUGCCCCUCAACGUCAACGACUCAGACCUGAGCGUUCAUGCUAAGGGCCCACCAGGGCCCUACGCCGGGCCCACCGAGAUGGUCUUCUGCCUGACUCGCAUAGAGCUCACCGUGGCCGCGUCCCCCGACAAUAUCAGGAGGACCGUCACCACCCCCGGUGGGCGGCCGUUACACAAGCCGAUGGUGCACUACAGCCCGUCGCCAUCCUCCCCCGACAUCGUGUCACACGUGGCUAACCAGAGCCUGCCGAGCGACCUCGCGGCAUUCUGCUCGUACGUUGAAAAUGUCUACCUCAAGCAAUGCGACCCCAAGGUCCCACUGCACUACUUCACGCUACUCAUGACGCGGCAGGCCCUCUGCAAGCUGCGCAUCAUUGACUUCCUGUGUCGGACCGCCAACACGGACAAUGUCGACCAGAACGAGCGCGACAACUAUUUCAUGGAAGCCCUGCGCAUGGUCGAAUACGACAAUCUGAUCCAGAGCUCCGAAAUGCUGCAGGGCUUCCGCUGGUACACAUACGCCCACUUUCCGCUACCCGCCUAUCUCUGCCUCGUCUCGGAAUUGUGCCACCGCACCACAGGCGACCUCUGCGAGCGCGCGUGGAACGUCAUGAUUGAGAACCACGAACGGCGCGGCCUCUUGCGGCGCCACAAUCGCAACCCUCUGCACAUCGCCUUCGGCCGCUACUUCGUCAAAGCCUGGGACGCCCGGGAAGCCGCCGAACUCCAACUUGGCCGCUCACUGCCGACGCCCAAAAUCGUCGUCUUGCUGAGGAACACCCUGGCCAAAACCGGUUCUAGGCGCCCGGGCCCGCCCUUUAUGGCCGCCCCCAUGGGACCACCUGGUGUCCACCUCCAACAGCAACAGCAGCAACAGCAACAAGUCCCUAUCCAAUCCGUCGUCCCACCACCGUCCGGACCGAGCAACGCCGCGGGUAUGCCAGCCGCAAUGGGAGAUUUAUCGGGCAUGUACCACCCCACCGCCAAACCGAUGCCUGCUCAGUCAGCAACAACGGCACCGCCACAGAUGGCCGGUGUCGGCGCGGCCGGCGGUGGCGCCAUGAUGAUUGACGACUCGAUGAUGUACUCGGGCUACGAUCCCAUGGGUCACAUGUAUGGCAGCAGCAGCUCGGCGGCGGCGGCUGCGGCUGCGGCUACGGCACAGGCCAUGCAGGAUGCCGAGAUUGGUGGGAUGGAUUGGAAUUAUCUUGUGCAGCUUAGUUCGCUGAGCGGGUUCAACCCUGCCGGUGCCGGCGCCGGCGCGGGUGCUGGUCUGGGUGUGGGGGGUUAUUAUGUGCAGGGCACAGGUGCGUAG
Messenger RNA from Parathielavia appendiculata, 1950 nucleotides. RefSeq lists its product as uncharacterized. The transcript has 2 exons. Gene Ontology annotation, biological process: DNA-templated transcription. Gene Ontology annotation, molecular function: zinc ion binding; DNA binding. NCBI's taxonomy places the organism in Eukaryota, Fungi, Ascomycota, Sordariomycetes, Sordariales, Chaetomiaceae. The record is from RefSeq and is a predicted model, not a curated record. The coding region runs from base 1 to 1950 and encodes 649 amino acids.